This is a messenger RNA of Paramecium tetraurelia, 1212 nucleotides long. RefSeq lists its product as uncharacterized. Gene Ontology annotation, molecular function: ATP binding; protein serine/threonine kinase activity. Lineage: Eukaryota; Ciliophora; Oligohymenophorea; Peniculida; Parameciidae. Gene Ontology annotation, biological process: intracellular signal transduction; protein phosphorylation. The transcript has 6 exons. The record is from RefSeq and is a predicted model, not a curated record.
AUGAAGGAAUCUACACAGUAUAGUUUAUAUAAUGACAAUAAGAAAAAAAAUAGCACCACAAUGUCUAGAUCAUGUGUUAUAUAUGAAUAUCCAAAGGGAGGGGAACUGUUUGAAUACUUAUUCUAAACAGGAAAAUUUCAUGAAGCACAAGCCAGACACUAUUUUAAAUAACUUGUUGAUGGAUUGAUCUCAAUUCAUAAGUAAGGAAUAUAUCAUGGAGAGUUGACAGCAGAAGUCAUUUUUUUUACUGAUGCUAAAACCAUUAAAAUUGGAGAGUUAGGACUGAAUUAGAUAAGAAAAAAAAAAUAUUGUAAAAACAAUCUUAAACAGUAUAUAGCUUUUGAGUCUCCAUCAUGGGCUAAGGAGAACAACAAUUAUGAAUAAAGCAAAGAUAUAUUUGCACUAGGAAUGAUCUUGUUUAUAUUGAUGGUUGGAAGACCUAUAUUCUCCAACACUGAGAAGACAAAUCCAAAUUUUUCAGGAUUUCAAACUGCACCCCAAGCAAUCUGGAAACUAAUGUAAAUCGAUAAUCAAAAUGUUGCUUUCACUGAUGACUUUAAGGACCUUAUACAAGGAAUGUUGACAGAUAGUCCAAAAAAUAGACUCUCCUUAAGUGAAGUUUAUAAUCACCCAUGGACUUAGUGUAAUUCUGAAUUCACAGAAGAGAUGGUUAGAGAGUUUUCUUCAAAGUAAAAAAAGAUUGAAUAAUGCAUUAUAAAAGAAACCUUAACUCGCUAAAUUAAUAAAGGGAAAAAUAUUAUCAGCAAUGAUAAAUCAAUAUUAUAAGGAGGAUUGGGGUAGUUUAGAUCAGAUUCAGAUGAAUAAGAAAAUUAGGAGAUAGAGUAAAUUUAGAAUAUUUCUAUAAAAUUAAUACCUGUUGAUUUAAUAAGAUCUGAUAGUUAUUUAAUCAGUAUAAAUCCAAAUUUAUUCAUGGAUUUGCUAAAAAAAUAAUUAGAGGAUAAUGAAUAUAAUUUAAAAAUCUAGAAAGAAUCAGAAAAAUAUGAGUUUAGUUUAAUAAUUGAAAGUGAAACACCAACAAUUCUGAAAGCUGAAAUAGCACAAUUAGAAACCAGGAAGAAUAUUAUAUGCGUGAACUUUAAGAGGUAGAAAGGAGAUUACUUUGACUAUAUUGAAAAAAUAAAAAGAUUUCAUGAAUUAAUUGACAAAAUUAAGUCAGAAUAGGAAACCAAAGAAAAAGAGAAAGGUAUUUGA